This is a messenger RNA of Oryza brachyantha (malo sina), 639 nucleotides long. RefSeq names its product E3 ubiquitin-protein ligase ATL23-like. The record is from RefSeq and is a predicted model, not a curated record. Lineage: Eukaryota; Viridiplantae; Streptophyta; Magnoliopsida; Poales; Poaceae. The transcript has a single exon. The coding region runs from base 136 to 564 and encodes 142 amino acids.
CAGAAGUCUCGUAUCUUAUUUAGGUGUUUUUGUCUGUCCUAACUCCUAACUGCUAAUACUACUCUCCCAUUGCUCGCUCUCGAGGUCCCAAAUGUGUAUUAUGUCCAAGCGAAGUUCAUCCGCUUUCUUGAUCGCAUGAAAGGCGACAACUCCAACGUGUUCCUUGUUGCUGGCCUCGCGCUGGUGGUCGUCGUCCAUGUCCUCGCGCUCCUGUGGGCGCUGUGGUGGGGAUACGGCCGUGCGCGCCUCUUCGCCCGCGCCGUCUGGCAGCACGGCGUGGAGCGCGGCGGCCUGUCGGCGGAAGAGGUCGGCGAGCUGCCGUGCCACGACGUCAGGGAAGGCGCCGGCGCCGGGGAGUGCGCUGUGUGCCUGGAGGCGUUCCGUGCGGGCGACCGGCGCCGGGUGCUGCCGAGGUGCGAGCACGGCUUCCACGCGCAGUGCGUCGACUCGUGGCUGAGCAUGAGCCGCCUGUGCCCGAUGUGCCGCGCCGAGGUGGCCGUGGUGGCCGCCGGCCGCGGCAAGGAGGCCGAGGCCAACACCUUGGAGAUCGUUACUGAAAGAUAGCCGGCCAGCGAGAGACUUGCUUAAUUGUUGCUUAUGCUGCAUGCUUGCAUGUGUUUGAAAAUCUCUCUGGGGGUG